CAUGCGCAGUGAUUGCAUUCCAACCAAGGCUUCAUUGACAACAAAAAUCGUUUACACUGUUGGAAAAGAAUUUAAAAUUAUUUCAAUAUGAUGCUCUCACGUGCAAAGCCGGCCAUUGGGCCUGGCUCUACAACUCCUGCAAAAGAAGCAGAUAAAAAGAAGAAAAAAAUACCAAAAGUUGAAGACUUCUUAAACCUAAGGGAUUAUACUGGAGCAAUAACACUGUUAGAGUUUAACAGAAAUAGUGGUAGAGGUAAUGAUGAAUCUGACAUGUGGAUAGCCUACUGUGCAUUUCAUUUGGGAGAUUAUAAGAGGUCUAUGGAGGAAUAUAGCAGAUUGACAAAGAAGGAUGGCUGUCAUCCAGAUCUGUGGACAAAUUUGGCAUGCUGCUAUUUUUUCUUAGGAAUGUAUCCAGAGGCUGAUUCAGCGGUGCAAAAAGGUCCUAAAAGUCGACUACAGAACAGAUUGCUAUUCCAUUUAUCACACAAGUUCAGUGAUGAAAAACGUUUGAUGGGCUUCCAUCAGAACUUACAAGACAUUAUAGAGGAUCAGUUAUCCCUAGCAUCUAUACAUUAUCUCCGCAGUCAUUAUCAAGAGGCUAUAGACAUAUACAAACGUAUUCUCUUAGAUAAUAGGGAUUUCCUGGCAUUAAAUGUAUAUGUUGCUUUAUGUUACUACAAGUUAGACUACUAUGAUGUGUCACAGGAAGUUUUAGCAGUAUAUUUACAACAGUAUCCAGACAGUGCUAUAGCCUUAAACUUGAAAGCAUGUAAUCAUUUCAGAUUAUACAAUGGGAAGGCUGCAGAGGCAGAAUUAAAGAGUUUACAGGAAAUGGCCUCACCAUCAUUUGUGUUUGCUAGAGAUCUCAUAAAACAUAACCUGGUUGUAUUCCGUGGUGGAGAAGGGUCAUUACAAGUAUUACCUCCCCUGAUUGAUGUGAUACCUGAAGCCAGACUUAACUUAGUUAUUUAUUACUUAAAACAAGAUGAUGUAACAGAAGCAUACAACUUGAUUAAAGACUUAGAGCCAACAACCCCACAAGAAUACAUAUUAAAAGGUGUGGUUAAUGCUGCUUUAGGACAAGAAUCUGGAUCAAGAGAACAUUUGAAGAUAGCUCAGCAGUAUUUUCAGUUAGUUGGUGGAUCUGCCAGCGAAUGUGACACCAUUCCUGGCAGGCAGUGUAUGUCAUCCUGUUUCUUUUUAUUAAAACAGUUCGAAGAUGUAUUGAUAUAUUUAAACUCUAUAAAGAGUUACUUUUACAAUGAUGACACUUUCAACUUUAAUUAUGCUCAAGCCAAGGCAGCUGUAGGAAACUUCAAAGAAGCAGAAGAGGUGUUUUUAUUAAUACAAAGUGAGAAGACAAAGAAUGACUACACAUAUCUCAGUUGGUUAGCAAGAUGUUAUAUAAUGAACAGAAAGGCACGACUGGCCUGGGAGUUGUAUCUAAAGAUGGAGACUUCAGGAGAAUCAUUUAGUUUGUUACAACUUAUAGCAAAUGAUUGUUACAAGAUGGGACAGUUUUACUAUGCAGCUAAGGCAUUUGAUGUACUGGAGAGACUAGACCCUAACCCUGAGUAUUGGGAAGGCAAGAGAGGGGCCUGUGUGGGGGUAUUCCAGAUGAUUAUAGCUGGACAUGAACCUAGGGACACUUUACGGGAUGUCAUCAACAUGUUAAGGAAUACCAGUAAUCCACAAGUAGAGUACAUUGUACGAACCAUGAAGAAAUGGGCCAAAGACAACCUAGUCCCUCUGCCUUGAGGAGGUCUUCUAAACUGUGAUAUUUAUUUGUUAAACACUGUUUUAUUUUGGAGAUUUACUGUAAAAGAAUAAAGAUUUAUAUUCAAAUUCAUAUUACCACAUUAUUCUAAACCUUGAAAACUUUAUUUAGAUAAUUAAGAUCUUACUGCAUGAAAACUCUAAAUGAAGUUUCAAACUGCCAAUUGUGGCGAAUUCACAGUAUAAUGGUAUGAUAAAAAUAUCUAUUUUCUCAAUAUACAUGUACUUCAACACAGACUUACAGCAAUAUAGAAACUAUGCAGUUUCUACGUCGUAUUUGAUGUUUUUUCAUGGGUCAGCGAUAGCAAUAAAAUUAAAUAGUGAUGGAAGAAAAAGUUAGCCAUUUAAGCAGACAUUACUUGUUUUUUAAAAGUUUACUUAUGAAAAUUGUGACAAACAAGGUAAUUGAUUGCAAGACCUGUCAAAAUAGAAUUUUUCAGUAUUUUACAAAAUAUUAAUUGCUGAAAAAUUAUAUCUUCAUUGAUUUUACUUAUACAAAGCUGUGAUGCUGUAAUAUUCUUGUUUAUUGUGCAUUUGUUGAAUAUAAUAGCAUACCAAUAGAAAUAUUUCUGUCACGCUUCCCUCCAAAAUCCACCCUUGAAAAUUUUCAUUAAGCAAUGAAUACCUCUACCAUUCAAAAAGCUAAAGAUGGUAUGAUUAAUUAUGAUGAUCUACUAAAAUGCAGUAUAUAAAUACAAUCUGCUUUGCUGUACAAUGUAUUUUAACAUACAAUAAUUGCAUGGAAGUUAGAUAAUGCUUGUCCACUUACUGCAAAGAUGAUAUGUAUAAUUAAAGAAAAUGUUGAACACAAUACUAACAGUGCCUGAUGGUUUGUAUAUCCAAUCAGCUUCAGUCCUUCAUGGACCUUCUUGAAAGACAGAAUCCAAUGCACCUUUCUCUACUACAACAUUUUAUCAUGAACUGCUAUGUCCAAUGUCAACUAUUAAUUUCAUCUAUCCCACAAGUUCAUUCAAUUGUACUACAAUUAUGUUCACAUGUAAUACAGAGUAUUCAAUUAUAUUGUUUAUGUAAAAUACAUUUAAUUUACAUGGAAGUUGUCUGAAUGAAUCUUGCACUUUCACCCAAGAUAUUUCUCAAGACUUUGUUUAUCAUCUUAUUCCAUCCAGAAAAGUGCUUCUGACACACUUAAUUUAUAAAGUGUUUUUAUUUCAUAUUGUACAAGGUAGACCAAUGCAACUCAUAACACUAGUAUUUUUUGUAAGAAGAGAAUAUUUCUUCUGUUUUCUUGUUUGUUAAUGAUGUGUGUUGUAUUUAUAAUUCUGUCCUUUUAAGGGUUUACUCUUUAACUUGUGCUGAUUGUUUGAGUCCAUAUUUUUGGAUUUUAGAACUGUAAAAGGUUAGAUCGAUGUAAUUUCCACAAAAAAACAAGUAAGAAACCAUAAAGCUUGCAAUAGACAUUUUGUAUUUCUCCAUAAAAAAAAUGAUAAAGGUAAAGUCUCUUUACUAGGAAAAUCAAAUGUAAAAGCUAUAUACCUGUAGUAUGUUUUAAGUCCGUCCUGAGAUGUACAGUGAUAUUUUUUUACUAUUUAUGAUGCAUUCCAUUUGUAAAAUAGAUGUUAAAUUUAAAAUAUGAAUAUUGAUAAUUUGUACAGCAAAAUAAAAUAUUUAUAAAGCUG
Molecule: messenger RNA, 3413 nt
Organism: Mytilus californianus (California mussel)
Lineage: Eukaryota; Metazoa; Mollusca; Bivalvia; Mytilida; Mytilidae
Product: intraflagellar transport protein 56-like
Exons: 17
Coding region: 88-1758 (556 amino acids)
Biological process (GO): intraciliary transport involved in cilium assembly; intraciliary anterograde transport
Cellular component (GO): ciliary basal body; intraciliary transport particle B; ciliary base
Molecular function (GO): protein binding; intraciliary transport particle B binding
Source: RefSeq, a predicted model, not a curated record